AUUGUAUCGCCGGGUUUUAGACUGAUCAUAAUUUCCAAUAUGGUUGACCACCGCAAAUUUUGGAGCAGCGCACAUUUUUGGGACGAAUUUUACAUAGCGAAUCAUUAAUAUGCAAAACAAUGCUGACGAAAUAACUAUUUGACAUUGGUGUUUUUCAAUAUGCAAUGCAUUUUAAUGGACAUUGAUUAAUACGUUCGAAAUAUCGCAUUUAUAAUAGAGGUUUGCGUACCAAACUCGCAAAACAUGGCGUCGCCUUCUCAUAAAAUGAGUGAGGAAAAUCUAGAAAAGAAGAUGCAAAAUGUCACUAAUACUCAAGACAGCAUACAGAGUUUAUCACUUUGGUUAAUACACCACAAAUCUCACCACAGACGCGUUGUGGAUGUAUGGAUGAAAACGUUUAAAAAAGCAUCCUCAAAACAUAAACUGGUGUUAUUCAACCUGUGUAAUGAUGUCUGUCAGAAUGGAAAAAGAAAGAAAGCUGGUGUUUACAUUGAGAGCUUUAGGACAGUGCUGGCAGAAGCUGUAGGAUGUUCUCGUGACAAAACUAUUCAGCCAAAUCUAACAAGGAUAUUGAAAAUAUGGGGAGAAAGAAACAUCUUUCAGAAGGCGUUUCUAAAUGAGUUGGUGGAAAUGUUAACAAAAGAAUCCCCAGCACCUACCCCUGUCACUAAUACGGCUGUAAGUCCCGCCACACCAGCAGGAUCCACCCCAGCCACUCCCACACCAACAUACAAACCAACAACAGUGGUCAAAGAUGAGGAGAAGAUACUAGCAGAAUUCAAGCCCCAGAUGCUGAUUGACAAAAUCAACUGCUACAAAAGACUGGAAGGAGAUGUGGAACUCAAAUUCAAACAGAUCUCAAGCCUGAAGCUGGAUGCCUCGAGUGUGGAGGCAGUCACACAGCUCAAAGACAGAGCCCAUGGAAAACAGUUCAGUCAGCAGUUCGAGGAUUCCUGUUCCAAGCUGGAGAAUUAUGUAACCUGUGCAGAACAGCAGAUUCUGGAGGAGAAGGUGAUGAUUGAGCUCCUGGAGCAGAGUGAAGUGUUUUAUGAUGAACAGUACAGAGAGGCUAGGAUUGUGGCUAAUGCCUACAAGAACUUUGGAACCAGAAUUAACAACCUGCGCAAGAAAUUGGAGGAAUUGAUGAAGUCUCUGCCCAGCCCAGUGCCCUCCCCUUCCUAUGAUGCUCCUUCACCUGGCAACACCCCACCCCUGGAGGAGAUCGACAAUACAGAGGCUGUGGACAUGGAUCUGGAUGAGGAGGACAACGUUACCCCUAGCAACAUCCAUGCUGCCCAGCAGGAUAGCAGCAUUAGUAAUAUAAUGGAGCCCCCUGAAAGCGAAAUGUACGACCCUGAGGAACAGCUGUCCUCCAAACAAAAAUAUAUUGCUGGACCAAAUGCUCUAGAGUCACGGAUUGCAACAAUGAUACCCUCACUCCCGACAGGCAGUGUUCAGCACAAUAAUGCAGUCCCUGCAGGAAAUCUUCAUCAGAGCAUGGACCCACGAUCUCAACUGCCACUACCUGUAGACAAUCCUCCUGUCUACAACCCACCCAAACCAGCAGUCAUCAAGGUGCUACAACAAGAGGAGGGAACCCCCACAAAAGAUGAGGGAAGUUCCACCCCAGUACUAGAUGAGAAGGAGGACUCCCCUCCCAGAACACACCAGAAUCCGAUCGAUUUCCUUACUCAGAUUCUGUCAAAAACACCUAAAACGUCCACUUCUAAUUCCAAUUUCCUGCAGAAUCUUUCUCUUCUUACAAACACAGUGAAAUCCCAGUUUCAACAAAACAGAGAAGCCAUGAAACAACCUCAGCCUACACUCCAGCCUCCAGCUCCUCAGACACCUAACUCCUGGGCUGAAUGGAAGGCACAAAUGAAACCAGAAGAGGUACAACAGGCAGUUGGUCCUCCUCUAGGGGUGCCACAGUCCAACCCACCCCAACAUUUACCACCACCAAUGUUUUCUCAAAUAAAUCCCAUGUCAUCAGCACCACAGCCAGCAUCUGUACCAGCACCUACAAUUCUUUCCCCUCCAAUUCUUUCCUCAUCUGUGGGUGUGGUCAGACCACCCCCUCUUCAGGCUCCUCAGCCUAAUUUCAUUCCUCAGCAGGUACCCAGUCCAGAGGCAUCAUGGAACCAUCAACCCCCUAUCCCCCCUCCCCAACCAUUUCCUUCACAGCCCAAUUUUUCUGCCCCUUCUGGAGGAGGGUUUCCAGGUGCUCAGGGUGAUCGAGUCUCUCCGACCUGGAAUCCACCAAGUGCUCCAAAUUCAGACAGACCAUCUACAGUAUGGAACCCACCACCUGGCCCCCCAGAUCACUCCCUCCCACUUUGGAACCAGCCGGCAUCUGGGCCUCCUCCUGGGAACAACUGGACUCCUCCUGUCAGUAAACCAGAACAGAAUUGGGGUAACCAAGGUGAAGGAUCCUGGAAUCGUCCUUGGGACCAGACUGAUGAUCCCUCUCCUGCAGAUGAGGAACCAUCUUCAGAUGUGUCACCACUUCCACCACCACCAAAGGGAAUUCUACGAAACAGAAAGUCUAGUCUUAAAGAGGUGCCAAUAACACCAAUCAAAUCUCUUGAAGAUAAUUCCUUCCCUAACCCCCCUGGGGAACCUCCCUUACCUACAGAUGGAAAAUUGAGGUCAGCAGCAAAGGACAAAACAGGCAACAAUGCACCUGAUGAUCACAGGGAGUUUCUUGAGAAGCUGAAGAGGAAGACUACUGGUGCUUCUGGCAGUAAUCUGGUGUCUCCACCGGUCGUGAAAGAAAAUCCUGACCGAGUCCAGGUUAGAUCUAACCUUGCCAAUAUCUCAAUGGGUAAUUCUGAAAAUAACACUUUUAUCAUAGGAACGGAUGAGGAAAAGGAGGGGGAACACAAUGUAUCAAAAAUAGAAACGGUGAGUGUGGAACGUCGGUACCAAAGUAAACACGACGACAUUCGCAUGCCAGAAAAACCACCAGUGCAUCGAGACUAUGAAUACGAAGAGGAUUAUGAGAGACAUGAUAAUGGUGGUUUUGGAGAUGACUAUAGACCCCCGUAUCGUGGUGGUGGGGGCCACUCAGGGCCACGGUACAGAAAUCCCGGUCCAUACAGAGGAGGGAGGGACUCAGGAUGGAGAGAUCCCCAAUACGUAGAUAGGCCUAGACCCCCUCCUCCAAGACAUUACCGUGAUCAAUACAGCGACUACAGGAGGCCAUAUUAUUACUAAUUGUAAAGCAUUUUAGAUAUUUCUACUUUGACCGACCAGAAAUCGAUCUGCAGAAAUAUUUAGAUUUAUGGAACAAUGUCUAUGCAUGAAGAAAGACUUUUGAGAUGUGCAGCUCUUAAAUACAAGAAUUGUAACAUGUUCAAGUGGAAUCUGAUUUAAGUGUAUUUCAUAAUAUUGUCAAAUCAUCUGCCAUGAUUGUUUUCAUUAUUUGUGAGAAUUUUUUCACCCAUUUGAAAAGCUGUUUAUUAAAUAGCUUUUAUUUUA
Messenger RNA from Ostrea edulis (European flat oyster), 3480 nucleotides. RefSeq names its product regulation of nuclear pre-mRNA domain-containing protein 2-like. Gene Ontology annotation, molecular function: RNA polymerase II complex binding. Lineage: Eukaryota; Metazoa; Mollusca; Bivalvia; Ostreida; Ostreidae. Gene Ontology annotation, biological process: mRNA 3'-end processing. Gene Ontology annotation, cellular component: RNA polymerase II, holoenzyme. The record is from RefSeq and is a predicted model, not a curated record. The transcript is spliced from 9 exons. The coding region runs from base 244 to 3216 and encodes 990 amino acids.